Molecule: messenger RNA, 2440 nt
Organism: Scleropages formosus (Asian bonytongue)
Lineage: Eukaryota; Metazoa; Chordata; Actinopteri; Osteoglossiformes; Osteoglossidae
Gene: tnfsf12
Product: TNF superfamily member 12
Exons: 6
Coding region: 201-914 (237 amino acids)
Biological process (GO): immune response
Cellular component (GO): membrane
Molecular function (GO): tumor necrosis factor receptor binding; receptor ligand activity
Source: RefSeq, a predicted model, not a curated record
CGGUGGGAGGGUGGCGGGGUGGAGGCAGAGAACGCGCGCGCUAAAAGUCCCACUUGCUGCUCACUUUUAGGAGCAUUUUCGCGCAAACAGCGCAGGAGCAGCAGCAGAGACAAGGUGCGCGCGCACUCGGCUCCUCGGGGAGAUGAAGGAGAGAAGCGCAGCAGCCCGUUGCGCGCACACGUGAGCUCUCUGCCGGGGACAUGCGGCGGGCUCUGCGGGGCAGCAGGCUCGGUCCGCUCGGCUCCACCGGGGCUGCCGUGGCGGCCGCCGCGCUCACCCUGGCCGCGUGCAGCGUCCUCUUCACCGCGUGGACGUGGGGACAGGCGCGCAACCUGUCCACCUCCUUCAGAAAGCUGCAGUAUCGCCUCGAACAAGUCAAUGCCCAGAGGGAAGCUGUUGUCAAACUUCUGCUGGAAAAGGGAAUACGGGUGGACGGCCAGAGGGUGAAGAGAGAUGCAGGGAAAGGAAAACCAGCAAAUGGGAGGAAAGUUGCUUCUCAUUUUGAAAUAAAAGGUCCAUCCUUCCAACAAGUGGGCAGCGAAGGCAUCAUUAAGGGCUGGACCGAGGAGGAGCUGAACGUGAGCAAAGCUGUCAGAUAUGAUCCCAACAGUGGAACUUUUAAAGUGGAGAGGAAUGGAGUUUACUUCCUCUACUGCCAGGUGCACUUCAAUGAGAACCAGAGCUUCUAUGUCAAGUUGGAAGUGUUGGUAAACGCUAAGACUGUUCUCCGGUGCAUGGAAGGAUAUGGCACCACACCUUCAUCUGGAUCCCAUCAAUUCCACUUCCUCAAGCCAUGUCAAGUGUCAGGGCUGCUUCGGCUGGAGAGGGGGGUUGAGCUGAAGAUUACAACGGGUGCUACAUUCACUCUGCUCACCAGUGCCAAAAACUGCUUUGGCCUCUUCAAAGUCAACUGAGGGUGGAGCACACUGGACACACUGCAGUCAAGCCUUGUAUUCCAACCUAAAACUAGGCAUUUGCACACCUUCCCUCCAGGUUUGGAUUUUGGAUACUGUCAGUCUUCAUCAUAAAAUGCAAAUUGUUUAAGUGCUUCCAUGCUCUGACUGAUAGACUAUACCCAAUAAAUCUUCACUCAAUAUUAAAUCAAUAUAAAUGGAAUGGAUCAAGAGAAACUUGACUUUUCCAAAACCUUUAUAUCAAAUUCGAAAAAGGCUCAGCAUCGUGUAUUAAGGAUCUCUGCUGCAGGAUGUCCAGCUGUUUCACCAAACUCAUUAAUAUGCAUUUUGGCAGCCAUUUUUCAACCAGGAUCAAGCGUAUACUUUUUAACAAGAAGGGCAACCAGACAUCUGACUUAUGUGAUCAAAGUGGACAAGAUGGUUCCUUGGAGCAGUUAAAGUAUGGCUAAUCUUCAGCUUCCUUCUAUAGAGAACUGAUAUAAUUCUGUUUAACAAUAGAGCCAUACUUUAUACAUAUAUAUACAAUAUUGAAAAGUGGUCUGCGAUUUAAUAUUUCAGCAAUUGAGAAAACAUUUAACUCAUUAAUAUUUUCAUUUUUAAAGUAACAUCUUACUGAUCUGGUGGUCUUUUUCCUCUGCAUUAGUCAAAAGUGUUCAACAACUACAAACUUUCAAGAUUCAUCUCGCUUUGUGCCUCUCAGCUUUUUGUGGCGUUUGCUGCCAUUGGUUCAGUGCUUUUUUCUUCAUUGUGUCACACUGUUUGUUUCAACUGAAAGUUUUUAAAGAGACACAAAACUCAGAUCGUCCAGCUGUUUGACAACGCAAAAAAUACCAGUUGGAUUGGAUUUAGGAUGUCAUGUGAUACAGCAAGAAUGUCCAAAGUGCACUGCCACCCAGCAAGAGUUUCAGAAUUUGUCUUGUGAAGAUAGUUUAGGGCUUAGAAAUGUUGGAAUGCCCUGGAUGACCCCCAGUUACUGCUCAAGUUCUGUCACGUUGACAGGCACAUGUUCAUUAUUGCCCUUCAUUGUGGAUGCUACGUGUUUUGUGCUCACUGGUGCUUCUUCACAAGUGAAACAGAGCACCUGCAUCUUCCAGUUACUGUUAUGUUCCCUCAUGUGCACAUAGACAUCAUGAAAGGAUCAGGCAGAUGGCAUCAAGCUAUUAAUUUUUAACAUGGAAUAUAAUCAGACUGUACAAGUAUUGUGUGACAAUGCUUCAGUUAACACCAGUAGCAUAGCUACAUUCUGAAUGAAGCCCAUUAUCACUUCUCACAUGUCUUACUAUGACAAAUAUCUUAAUGUCACUAGAAAGCUGGUAUCUCAUCACAAGUAUAAUAUAUAGCUUUUAAAAGAGAACUCUUUCCACUGCUCUCUUUUCAUUUACAUUUACUACAAAGAGACUUGCAGUUCUGAUACAAAAGAGCUUUAACAACAGCCAAAGAGUCUUAAAUACAAAGUUAUUAAUGUGCACUUUGUUUACAUUUAGCUGACACUUUUCUCCAAAGCAACCUACAGUGUUAAGGUUACA